GCCCACCAACAAUGCCUAAGAAUAACCAUACCAUACCAACACAUUUAUUAUUAUUUAUCCAGAACAAGAGUCCCACAAAGGGAAAAAAAGGAAAAAGAAAUAGUCAACGAAAACUUCGGCAUAUUCCCAGGUCCCGCUUUUAGUUUUUGUUUUGUAGCCCUCUCUCAGGCGCCCAUUGUUGCUUCAUCCACAACGGUCCACAACCGGUUGAUUCGACAGCAUUUUGUGGCGAUUUGCCGCCAGGGUCUUUGAAAAUGUGACUACGGAGUAUGGGUCCUGGGAACGAACGGGGACCACGUUAUGCGCCCGGCGAGCGACGCUGGCGAGCAGCUGCCGGGAACUUAUAACUUAUUCCUCCACAUGAGUGGCCAGAAUCGACUCAAGGCGAGGGCACCAAAAACAACAAAGCCGGCUGGUCGAAGGCGCGCUGGGUUGUGGACCGUCGAGGCAUUCGAGAACCAAGCAGAGGCAGAGUGUGUCAAAUAAUACAUGGUCAUUCGGGACCUUAUCUGUGGCUUGUUUUACAGAAUAAUGCGCCACCGUUUGUUGGGCCUUGCCGGGGGGGGGAGUCAAGAUCAAACCUCAUAGAGUCAUUACUGCGUAGGUCGUUCGUUGACUUAGCGGGGGGGGGAGUUAACGAACGGUAAGUUAGAACUUAACUGAUUAUUAGAAGAAAGUGAAACUGAAACAGAUCAAAUUGGCUUGAACAAAUGGAAUAAUAUCAUACAUAAAUAAUCCAUGCUUGUUCUGCUUUUGUGUUGCCCGGAUAUAAAAAUAGAACGUCAAUCAACAUGGGGAUAACCAAGCUUG
This is a messenger RNA of Blastomyces dermatitidis ER-3, 810 nucleotides long. RefSeq lists its product as uncharacterized. The record is from RefSeq and is a predicted model, not a curated record. The transcript has a single exon. Lineage: Eukaryota; Fungi; Ascomycota; Eurotiomycetes; Onygenales; Ajellomycetaceae. The coding region runs from base 301 to 486 and encodes 61 amino acids.